AUGGCCGAAGAUUUGGGUAGUCAUGUUGAUCCAUUGACUUCAACUCUUCCUCACCAAACCACCACCACCAACGCCAAUCCUACCGUUAUUCAUCAGAACCCUGAGAUAAGUACGCCUAGUCGACAGAGCACGAUGAGAUCAAAGGGUGGUAUGGAGGUUCAUGCUAGUGGAGCGACGACACCGAAUAGUAGUUUCUUUGGAAAUGGAAACCGGGGAAGCAAGCAUGAUUUAAACUUUGAUGAGUAUUUUGUUGGUCCAAGAGAUCUCGAUGCUCACUCUAAACUUCCAUAUUUUAUGCGACUUCAUGGAUCCGUUAUUCCACGAAUGAUAGUACCACUCUUUUGGAUUGCAUGCUGGACUACAUUAAUUACAUGUAUAUCUACCUUUUCCGGAACGAAAUUGGCCGUCAAUACAUUACUUUUGACUGUUCUUGGUUUCGUCAUCUCUUUGGCGUUGAGUUUUAAGAGUACUACUGCUUAUGAGCGUUACUCCGAUGGACGUAAAGCCUGGGCAUCCCUCUCGGUGCACUCCCGCAACCUAAGUCGACUCAUGUGGGUCACGAUUCAAGAACGCGAAGGCGACAUGGGCAAAGAAGAUCUCCUCGCCAAAGUGACGGGAAUCAACCUCGUUCUCACUUUUGCCGUUGCUCUCAAACAUAAACUUCGAUUUGAGCCAUACGCUCAUUAUGCCGAUAUUUCCGCCCUCACCCAUCACUUGAACACAUACGCACAAUCGGCCUCUACCCCCGAAGUACUUGUGCAGAAAAAGAGAACCCCAUGGAAGCGCGCUGGAGAAUACUUGGGAUUGAGCUUCGCGAGCAGUAACCCCCGAAAGGCCAUCAAGAGAGCUAGCAAACCCGUCGGAAGUUUACCCAAUGAAACCCUCACCUACCUAAACGCCUACGUCGACGGUACCGUCCGCAACGGUACUCUCGAUUCUCCCGUCGUUCUCGGUCAAAUCCUCGUAUGCAUGAACGCGCUAACCGAUUGUGCCGCCACUGCCGAACGCGUACUUCAGACCCCUCUCCCCGUCGGCUACAACAUCCUCAUUUCGCAAAUCGUCUACCUAUACGUGUAUCUCCUGCCCUUCCAACUCUUCGACGCCCUCGGCUGGGUCACCAUCCCCGGAACCAUUGCCGCGGCCUACAUCAUCGUGGGCCUCAUGGCCAUUGGAAACGAGCUCGAAAACCCCUUUGGAAACGACGUUAACGAUCUCCCCCUCGACCACUAUUGCGCUGAACUUGCUCGCGAACUCGAUAUUCUGACUUCGGUCAAAGCGCCCACUUGGGAAGAAAUCGUGUAUGGACGCACGGAGCGCGUAAAUGCCGAUACGGAGGAGGAAUUGAUGAAGGAGAAUAAGGUGUUGUGGCCAUUAAGUAAUAGCGGGGUGAGAAUGUGGAGACAUCGGGAUGAGAAGGAGAUAAGAGAUGCGUUGGCGGCGAAGGUGGUGGUUGCGGAUCGCAAGAGUAGGGAUGUGUUUACGAGUGCGGGGGAGGGGAGAACGAGUACGGCGAGGGUUAAGAGUGGGAAGAGUGAGGUUAGUGGGGAGUCGAAUGCUUAG
Molecule: messenger RNA, 1560 nt
Organism: Sclerotinia borealis F-4128
Lineage: Eukaryota; Fungi; Ascomycota; Leotiomycetes; Helotiales; Sclerotiniaceae
Source: the annotation of a GenBank genome assembly